AUGUUCCACCACUAUGCAAUCUCUACGCCAUUGAUUAUUCCAAACGCUACACCUAAACAUUCGCGACAACUGCUAGCGCAAUGCGAACACCCCGAGUCAAGUCAAGAGACGGCUGACCCCGCCCGGACUGGCGAACAUGCUCAUCAACGACCUCUACCUCGAGAUACCGCUGCGCCAACACCACAGAACCCCCAAAUCCGGCGGGAACGUCGUAGGGACUCGAUUAUCAAUGAUCCGACCAUGGAUUACCUGAUUGAUUUCUCCACCGAGGAGGGGUUCUACGAGUGCGCCAAGAAAAAGAAGAAGCAGCAAGCAGCUUUCAACUGGGACGAGCCCGAAAAGAAGGACGAACCCCCGGCCGAUGAGGGUAAUGGCAAUGGAGGCGAUCAAAACGGAGGCGACUCUGGAAAUGCCGGAGGUGAUGCAUCCGGAGCUGGCGAUGGCAACGGGGACGACAAGAAGGACGAGGGAGGAGACGCCAACCCCGACGAUGAAUGGGGCAGCUUUGCUACCGUAGGCAAGAAGAAGAAAAAGGGCAAGAAGGGUGCCGCUGCUGAGGAGGAGGUUGCCGAGACCAAGACUGAAGCAUUCGACGAGAUCAAACUAGACGACACGGCGCCCGCUCUAGACUUGAAUUUUGGAGGUGACGCGCCGGAAACCAAAACCAGUUCCUUUGGAACAUGGGGGACUAGUUGGAAUACCGGUUCAACAUGGGAUUGGUCCAACACCAAGGAUGCAGACAAGGGCAAGGAGGAAGAGAAAAAGGAAGAGGUAGACGACAACCCUUGGAGUAUAAAUCGACCCAAACCCAAGAAGAAGGGCAAAGCAACGUUCAGCUUUGGUGCUUUUGAUGAAGAGGAGGAGAAGACCGAGGAACCGGCACCUGUAGAAGAGGAAAAGAAGGAUGACGACUUUGGCUUCUCUUUCGGCAACAGCAAAAAGGACAAGAAGAAGAAGAAAAACAGCAUUUGGGACCCUGAACCUGAAGAGACCAAGGUGGAGGACCCUUUGGCGGCAAGCCAGGAUCUCGAGUCAACAAAAGCUGCAGAAGACGAUCUCUGGGGCGGCGGCUGGGGUACGACGACCAAGAAGAAGGGCAAGAAGGGAAAGAAUGCCGUGGAAGAGAUCAAGGAACCUGAUCCUCCGGCAGUACCUGACCCGCCCGCUGAAGCGCCACCCCCCGAGGACGACUGGUUUACUGGCGGAUCCAAAAAGGACAAGAAGAAGAAGAAGGCCACCUUUUCGUGGGCUGAUGACGUAGAGGAGGCAGAACCACCCAAGGAGGAGCCGCCCAAGGAAGAGGAGAAGCCUGUCGAAGAGGACUUUUGGGGCACCAUCUCUACCAAGAAGAAGGGCAAGAAAGGCAAGAAUGUGAUUGAGGAAGUAAAAGAACCGGACCCGCCAGUUGUCCCUGAUCCACCUGCCCCUGAACCCGAGGAGAAGAAGGAAGAGGAUGAUUGGGCUUCAUGGGGUCUUUCGAAAAAGGACAAGAAGAAGAAGAAAAAGGGUGUCUUUGAUGACCCCGAACCACCAGCUCCAGAUCCUGUGGUGGAGGAGCCGGCCCCAGAACCAGAACCCGAAAAGAAGGAUGACGACGAUUUCUGGGCAACGUUUGGCACCAAGAAGGACAAGAAAAAGAAAAAGGGCAAGAAUGCUGAUCCUGAACCUGAACCAGUAGAGGAGUUCAAAGAGCCCGAGCCUGAACCUGAGCCAAUUGUUGAAACAGCUCCUGAACCGGAGCCAGAAAAGAAGGAGGAAGACGACAUUUGGGGUUUCACCUCCAAGAAAGACAAGAAGAAGAAAAAGGGCAAGAACGCCAUUGUCGAAGAGCCUCCCAAAGCUCCAACACCUCCACCAGAGCCUGAACCAGAGCCUGAGCCUGAGAAGAAAGAGGAGGACGAUCUGUGGGGUUUCAGUACAAGCAAAAAGGACAAGAAGAAAAAGAAGAAGAAUGCCGUUGAAGAGGAACCUCCUCGAGAACCCACACCACCACCUCCUCCUGAGCCUGAACCAGAACCCGAGCCUGAGCCCGAGAAACCUGCUGAAGACGAUAUCUGGUCAUUUGGCAUUUCCAAAAAGGACAAGAAAAAGAAAAAGAAGGGUAUUUUGGAUGACUUUGAGCCUGUCAAGGAACCCGAACCAGAGCCCGAGCCGGUCAAGGAGGAGGAAAAGCCAGCCGAGGUUGAUAUCUGGGCCACGCUUGGCAGCUCGAAAAAGGACAAGAAAAAGAAGAAGAAGGGUGUGAUGGAAGAGGAGCCAGUCAAGGAACCGGAGCCGGAACCUGAACCCGAGCCGGAACCAGAGCCUGUUGUGGAGGAGAAGAAGGAGGAAGAUGAUCUCUGGGGCUUUAGUACCAGCAAGAAGGACAAGAAAAAGAAGAAGAAGGGGGUUGAAGAACCAGAGCCGGAACCAGAACCAGUCAUGGAGGCACCGCCGGAACCUGUCGAGGAGAAGAAGGAAGAUGAUGAUUUCUGGGCAACCUUUGGCACCAAGAAGGAUAAGAAGAAGAAGAAGGGCAAAGAUGCUGAACCUGAACCGCCGCCGCCGCCGCCUGCUCCCGAGCCAGAACCUGAAGUUGAUAUAUGGGGCACUUCUAAAAAGGACAAGAAGAAAAAGAAAAAGGCCAGCAUCUGGGACGAUGAGCCGGCAAAGGAGCCGGAACCAGAACCCGUACCAGAGCCGGAACCGGAACCCAUACUGGAGUUUGAGCCAGAACCAAUUGUCAAGGAGGAAGUUCCUGCUACCGACGACACCGCCUGGAGCUUCUGGGGAGCGACCAAGAAAACCACAAAGAAGAAGGGCAAGACCGCAGAUCCUCUUGUGGAGCUUGAAAAAGAGCUCGAGCCGGUACCAGAACCACCGCCGACCGCCCCGGAAGCACCCGAUGCUGGUACUGACGAUUUCUGGGCAACUUUUGGCACUAGUAAGAAGGACAAGAAGAAGAAGAAGAACUCGGACGCAAGUGUCGAAGAACCCCCGGCCGAUGAUGCGUUCAUCCCAGCUCCCACCCCUCCAUUGGACGACCCUGCCCCGGAACCAGAGCCCGAGACAAAUAUCUGGGACGAGGCACCUAGCUCCAAAAAGUCCAAGUCCAAGGACAAGGACGAAAAGAAGAGUAAGGAAAAGGAGCCCAAACUGAGCAAGAAGGAACUGGAGAAGCUUGAAAAGGAAAAGAAAAAGGCCGAAAAGGAGCGGGCCAAGCAGGAAGCCAAGGAGGCCGAAGAGAAGGCUCAGCGCGAGGCCGAAGAGCAAGCCGCUCGUGAGGCUGAAGAAGAGGCUCAACGCAUCGCCGACGAACUUGCCGCCAAGGAAGCCGAGGAGCAAGCUGAGCGUGACCGCCUUGAAGCUGAAGCCGCCGAGAUUGCUCAGGAGGAAGAAGAGCUUGCUGCACUGACUGCGAAAAUGGCCAAGCGAAAACUUCCCAAGAAGGACCAAGAAAAGUUCAAUCGUCUGACUGAAAAGGCCAAUGCCCGCAAUGAAGCCAAGGCCACUCAGGAGGCCGAGGAGGCCGAGGCGCUCGCAGCACAAGAGGCCAAGGAGGCUGAAGAGCAAGCUGCUCGUGAAGCGGAAGAACAAGCGAUACGCGAAGCCGAAGAACAAGCCAUUCGCGAAGCCGAAGAACAGGCUGAACGUAUGCGCUUGGAGGCCGAAGAGAUGGCGUCUUCAAAGAAAAAGUCCAAGAAGAGUUCCAAGGAGGACAAAAAGUCAUCCAAGUCCAAGUCUGCAAAGGAAAGCCCACCACCCAAGGACAAGGACGAUGAUCUUUUGGAUCUUGAUGGCAUCGAACUGGAUCCUGCCCAAAUCGAUGAGCUCUUAUCUCCGACUCCCCCCAAGGAUAAGCCCGACACCUUUUACCUGUGGGGCUCCUCAAAGAAGAAAGGAUCCGAGAUUAAAGAUGCUGAGUCAAGCAAGAUUCUGGAAGAUGCCACACUCGACGCGCUACCGUCUCCCAAAGCUGACGUGUCGUCGAAAAAGAGUAAGAAGAGCAGUAAAAUCGCCGACAAGCUCAAGGCUUUCGAGGUUGUCCCCGACGACGGCGAUCUCAUUGACGCCUUGCCACCACCUCCGCCUCCGCCACCAGAGCCCCUCCACGACGAUUACUUUUCUCACAAGAGAAACGGAAUACCUGGCAGCUUUCCUCUCGAUGACGAGGACGAGAUAAUCGAAGUUGUCGACAUGUCGUCUCCAAAGAAGAGCAAAAAGAGCAAAAAGUCGCGAGACGUGCCACUAGAAGUACCUCCGCCGCCACCAGCGGUACCCGAAGUUCCCAUUCCUCCUCCUGAACCUAUCCGAUCCGCCAAGAAGGAGCGCGCCAAGAUCAACCGUGAUGGUGGCUCGUCCUGGGGUAUGUGGUCCGCCACACCCAAGAAGGAGGAACCCAAGUCUUCCAAGGUCAGGUCAGAGGACAAGCGUUCGAGAUCGGAGAGAAAGGAGCGUGAAGAAAAGACUUCGUCAAAGGGAUCUACUUCGGACAAGACAGAGCGGCCCAGGGGUCACGAAAGAGCAUCCUCAAACUUGGUCCAAUCGCGUGUGCCCAGCGUAUUCCAAAGCACACCGCCAGUAUCGCGAUCAAAGUCUACUCGUGAGAGACGUCCCAGCAAGUCCAACUCCCGUCGUCCCUCGGCAGACAUGUCGGGUGGUCUCAUGUCUCCACCUGCAGAAGAGGUCCCUUCCAAGGCCGCCAAGAUUCUAGGUUUCGACAAGAUUAGCCGCAAGAGCAAAUCACGCCACGCUGCAGAGGAUGACGAUAUCGUCAUGGUCGAUCCAGCUGAUGCGGCUCCCGCUCCAGAGAGGAGAUCAUCACACAAAAAGUCUAGAUCAAGAGCAGCCGACGACGACAUUGUCAUGGUUGAAGCUGAAGGUCCACCAGAUGCGACGCCGCUCAAGCGCUCCAACUCGAGUGCCAAGAAGGGCAUCUCUGGUCUCUUUGGAGGUCUCAUGUCGAGUACUCCGCGUUCCGAGCUCCGCCCCGAGCCUCGUCGUCGCGGUACCUAUCAGACGACGGACGAUGAAGGUGGUCGGCCUGACAAGAGAGCCAGGCGGACCGCGCGGGAAAGUGAUGUCGAGGGUGGAGUCGAUCCCGAAGCUGAAGCUCGCCGUGCUGCUCGACGGGCCAGGCGUGCCGAAGAGAAACAAGCUGAAGAAGCUCGCAUCGCCAAGGAAGAAGCCCGCCGAGAGCGCCGUAAGCGUCAAGAAGAGGCAGACGAGGCUCGCCGAGAGACGGAGCGGGAAGCUAGGCGAGCUGAGAGACGUGCCGCACGCAAGGCGGAUGAUGAGCGUCUUGCUGCAGAGGCUGAUGCAGCAAGGGACUCUGAGCGUGCAGAACGUCGCCGUCUUCGCAAGGAGGCUGCCGCCGCCGCUGCCGCCGAGGACGCAGAUGCUGAGCCGCGGCGUUCUGGCAGAGAUGACCGAUACAGGUCUCGCCAGGGUGGUGACACUGAAGAAGAAGAGGCCCGCCGUAGACGCCGCGAGGCACGUCGCGCUGCUCGCGCCGUUGAGGAAGAAAGGGAAAGUCGUCGUCGCGGUACACCUCCGGACGAAUAUGUCUACACACCAAAGCCCAAGGACAGCAAGACGCGCCCGGCUUGGCCGCACUCUGGCACUUCAUCCUGGGUCAAGGAGCAUUCCGAUGCCGGUCCGCCUCCCGAGAAUGAUCCCGGUACUGAUGCUCCGACACCGACCGACGAUGACGAUGCUCGUCGCGCUACCCGUCGGGCUCGUCGCCGUUCCAAGUAUGAAGACGGCAGUGCCGAAAUGGAUGAUGAUCAGAGACGUCGUCGGGCGCGUCGCGAGGAGCGUGAUCGUCGUCGUGGAGGUUCCGAUGGGAGUGGUGAAAAACCACGUGACAAUGUCUUUAUGGAUACUACUCCUCGGAGCAGUUGGUGGAAAAAGUUGAGAGGAGGAGCGUAG
Pestalotiopsis fici W106-1 is the source of this 5910-nucleotide messenger RNA. RefSeq lists its product as uncharacterized. The transcript has 5 exons. The record is from RefSeq and is a predicted model, not a curated record. Bases 1 to 5910 code for a protein of 1969 amino acids. Lineage: Eukaryota; Fungi; Ascomycota; Sordariomycetes; Amphisphaeriales; Sporocadaceae.